Messenger RNA from Arachis stenosperma, 396 nucleotides. RefSeq lists its product as uncharacterized. The record is from RefSeq and is a predicted model, not a curated record. The transcript has a single exon. The coding region runs from base 1 to 396 and encodes 131 amino acids. NCBI's taxonomy places the organism in Eukaryota, Viridiplantae, Streptophyta, Magnoliopsida, Fabales, Fabaceae.
AUGGCUUUCCGUAAGGUUCUUAUGCUUUUGUUUUGUUUGGUUGCCAUAGUUACCAACCUUGUUAGUUCAACUAGUGCCAGGCAGCUAAAUGAUAAUAAUGCAGCAAAAGAUGAGAAGGGAGCAAAUGAAGGAGAUCAUGAAGUAGUGAAUAAUAAUCAUGUUGGUAACAAGGAGACCAAGCCACCAAUGAUGGGGCUAGGUGAUCAGAAACAAAUAGAUUUUCCACCAAUAUUUCCAUUUCCAUCAUUUUCAUUUCCACCAUUUCCAAUGCCUCAAAUCCCAUCAUUUGGUGGCAUUCCUGGAAUUCCAUUUCCUUCUCUUCCAGUUCCGGCAAUGCCUUUCCCUACAUUUCCUCCACUUGACAUCCCUGGGAUUGUCCCUACUCCACCUACUUAA